This is a messenger RNA of Cricetulus griseus (Chinese hamster), 2252 nucleotides long. The record is from RefSeq and is a predicted model, not a curated record. NCBI's taxonomy places the organism in Eukaryota, Metazoa, Chordata, Mammalia, Rodentia, Cricetidae.
UCUGGACCUCAGGACGCUUGUGACAGCGGCCGUCUGAGUCGGGAACUAACCCGCAGCACCGGACGAGGGUUUCCUCCCGCGGAAGCCUUCCUCUUACAUUCCUGUCCUGUCUAGGAAUCAGCCAGGACACAGACAGAAACCUUUCUGCUCGACUUUCGAACCGUGGAAACCUGCAGCUCAUCUCUAUGGCUCAGCUUUGCUCCUGUAGCAGACACCAUCGCACAGCGCUUCUUCCUGUCCAUGGAACAGGUCAACUGGCUAUCACUAGUCUACCUGGUGGUAGCCAUCCCAUUUGGCAUGGCAGCCAUCUGGGUUCUGGACUCUGUUGGGCUCCGUGGAGCGACUGUCCUGGGUGCGUGGUUGAAUUUUGCUGGGAGUUUGCUACGUGCUGUGCCCUGCUUGGAUGUCAGGAUCCCCAAUCCCUUUGCCUUCUUCAUGAGUGGGCAGAGCCUCUGUGCCCUGGCCCAGACCCUGGUCAUCUCUUCUCCAGCCAAGCUGGCUGCCUUAUGGUUUCCAGAGCACCAGCGAGCUACAGCUAACAUGAUUGGCACCAUGUCAAAUCCUCUGGGCAUCCUUAUGGCAAAUGUGCUGUCUCCUGCCCUGGUCAAGAAGGCAGAGGACAUCCCCAUGAUGCUUGGUAUCUACAUUGCCCCUGCUGCCCUUGCCUGUCUCUUGGCCACUACCUGCCUUUGGGAGAGUGUGCCUCCUAGCCCGCCAUCUGCAGGGGCUGCCAGCUCUACUUCAGAGAGUUUCCUCCACGGACUCAAACUGCUCAUACAGAAUAAGGCCUAUGUUAUCCUGGCCAUAUGCUUCGGUGGUGGCAUUGGUGUCUUCUCCAGCUUCUCAGCCCUCCUGGAACAGAUCCUUUGUGCCAGUGGCUACUCCAAUGAGUUCUCAGGCCUCUGUGGGGCUCUCUUCAUCGUGUUUGGGAUUUUGGGGGCACUGCUUCUAGGCCUGUAUGUGGAUCGGACCAAGCACUUCACUGAGGCCACCAAGAUAGGUCUCUGUCUGACUUCCCUGACCUUCGUGGCCUUCGCUCUGGUGUCCCAGCUGCAGGGACAGACCUUGGCAUUGGCUGCCAUCUGCUCCCUCCUUGGGCUCUUUGGCUUCUCAGUGGCACCUGUGGUUAUGGAGCUGGCAGUUGAAUGCUCGUUUCCUGUGGGUGAAGGAGCCUCUGCUGGCUUGAUCUUUGUCCUGGGGCAGGCCGAAGGUGUGCUCAUCAUGCUGCUACUGACGGCACUGACUGUGCGGCGAACAGGUCCAUCCUUUUCUACCUGCCAGCAGGGUGAGGAAACUCUAGACUGGACAGAGUCCCUGCUGCUGCUGGCUGGCCUGUGUACCCUCUUCACCUGUGUCUUGGUACUCUUCUUCAACACUCCAUAUCGGCGCCUGGAAGCUGAGUCUGGAGGACCCCCCGCACCCAGGAUGUGUGCCAAGGAGCCAAGGAAAAUAAGCCCUACCCAAGUGCCUCCCCUUGAGACGCCUGGCUUGACACCUCUAGCUGGGGCCUUGCAGGAGGCUCCUGGCCCUACUUCUCUUCACAAAGGACACUCAGAAUGGACAGAGACAUCUAACAAAGCAGAAGCUUGCUAGGGUCUGCUGACUACGCCAGCCAUGCUAAGAGCUCUGACAGGGACACAAAGUCCUUAGCAUACCUAGGGCAUGAUGGGAUGGCCUUUUGAAAAUACUGGUUAGGGUGGACCCUGGCCAAACCAGACUUGUGGUGGCUGCUGUAGGGAGGGCCUGUUCAGGGGAGUGAGUGGGAUAUUCCUGGCAGGAGACUGAGGGAGUUCUGAGGGCCAUGGCAUGGCCAGUCUGAGGUAGACAGGUGUAGGAAGAUUUUUGUCUCAACUGUAUGACCAGACACUUAGCCUGAUUCUCGGAUGGCACAGAGGGUGGUAAGCUGGUCUGAGCAGAGUAGGGAGCAGAAGGAUCUCUGAUAGAUGCACCCCCUCCAAUGAACAUUCAUGGGCAAGUUUCUGUGUCCAACUUGAUUGAGCUGGUUGCCUGAAGAAUAAGGAAGAUCCUGCUGCCUCCUCUGCCUCCUCUGUGUGGGUGAGCCUACAGCUCAGCACUUUGUAGUCUAGGUUCCAGCUACAUAAUGAAGGCAAACUCCAGCAUCUCAUUCACCUGAUUGAGCCCGCAAAGGGUAGAGUAUUGGUGGGAACAUCACGUUGGUGGUGGUGGGAGGGGGAGAGACCAGUCUCCUGGCCUCCAGACCAGACACAGUAAAUUUCAGGCACUGAACUCCA